AUGUCCACAGCGGGCGUGCUCCCCAAUCCUGCAUCCGUUUCGAGUGUUGUCCUCGAGAGGGGCACUCCCCCGCUGACCGGGUUCACGCAACCUCCGUGUAUAAAACUUCCUCCGGAAAUCCUGUCGAAGGUCUUCCUCAUCCACUUGGCGCGUCUCCGCGACGAGCAUCUUCACAACCUCUUGGACCCGUGGCGCGAUGGUCCGACCUCGCGAUACUACAAAUGGAUUCUUGUCACACACGUGUGUCGCUAUUGGCGGGAUGUCGCCCACAACUACGCGAAGUUGUGGACCUUCGUGGCGCUGCAACCCCGCACUGUUCCCGGGGUCCUCCAUCCCGAUGUUCUGCAGCGGGCAGGUAGACUCAACCUCUCCAUCGUCUACCACCAGACCCGGAGUCCUACCCGCGAGGGCAAGGCAUGGCGUACUCCCGCUGUUGCGCAGAUCCGCCAUCUGCUGCCCAGGAUCCGGGACCUUUACCUCGUCCUCGACGACACCGAUUGCACUGCGGGCGAGCUCUGCGGUGCCUUAAAGCGACCGGCGGAAAAUCUCAGAUCCCUCCAUAUUGCUUUCGGUUCUGAAGCACCAUGCCAGAUCGUCGCGCAAAACCGCGAAAUCCCGCCGGUCCUCUUCGAUUACCAGCUACCCAUGCUCCAUACACUCACAAUCUCAAACGGGGACUUCGCGUGGAACAACUCGCUCUUCCGUCCCUCCAUUCGGCACCUCGAGAUCAUCCAUCGCAAGCGUCUGGAGCCUGCUGCCGUGGGAAUACGGAUGUUCCUCGAGAUGUUGACCACCUUGCCGCUUCUCGAGACUCUCAUCACCGACUCGGUACCCGAAUACAGCCCUGUAGACAUCAUUGUCGACCUUCCCAAUCUGCGCUUACUCGACAUCCGAGGAGCCAUGAGGAAGACGGGAGCCUUACUCUCCCAGCUGCGCUUCCCGUCAUCCACCACGAUAUCAGUCGGUAUUUUGUCCUAUGAGACAGGCGAGAUUCGCAGCAGCGAACUCGAGCCCCUGACGCACGCCCUGCGCGCGGUCCUCCUCGACGAACCACUUCACACGAUCAACUAUGCCGUCGUGGCUCCUGGCAGUAGUACUCCGGUGCCUGAGACUUGUCGUGCUUGGGCCGGUGAGCCGGCAGCCGUAGAGGGACUCAACCCUGAUAGUCCCCCACGGCUCGUCUUGACCGGAGACGGCGUUCACACCUUACCUCCCGUCCUGCGCAGUCUCGAUCUCUCGCAUUUACGGAAUGUCCGCAUUUCGGGCCUCGCGCCGUCUACCACUCCCUGGUCUACCUGGUUGGAGGGAGUCCCAAAAGGUGUGCAUCUUCGCCUUGAGGAACGCGCCUCAUCAGCUGGGAUCGUCGCCCUCGAUGAUGUCCUCGGAGGGGGUCAUCAACGACGCUAUCCCGCCAGAAACCCGCCGAUCUCAAACGGUGUAGCGUCCGCGCCUCAGGCACUCGAGUUCAAGUGGCCCGAGGAGCUAUCAAAAAAGCCACGGGACGCGUCGAGGAUGCGGCUAUCGAGCCUCCUGAACCCGCUCUCGGGCGAUCCGAAACCUGCAUCCUAUGAAUGGACUUUGCCCCCGGUACAGAUCGAGGGUGACGUUCACCGUGCAGCGCGGCUUGAGGUCCCAGUGGGUGGCAGAUGCCACACCUGCGGUGUCGCUGCUGAACCGAGUUCCAGCAAAAGUCUCCCCUUUCCCCCAGGCGACACAAGAGAGAUUCACGAGUUUUUCUGA
Molecule: messenger RNA, 1740 nt
Organism: Dichomitus squalens LYAD-421 SS1
Lineage: Eukaryota; Fungi; Basidiomycota; Agaricomycetes; Polyporales; Polyporaceae
Exons: 2
Coding region: 1-1740 (579 amino acids)
Source: RefSeq, a predicted model, not a curated record